CCCCUCUCUCGCUCUCGCUCUUUCCUGUGCCUUUUCAGGAUGGGCUCUUUGCAGGCAUGGGUCUCCGAGCACAAGCUUGCCAGUGUUGGAACUCUGUGGGCUUCAGCCUUGGUGGCGUCCUUAGCUUACUCCCGUAAAAGAACGCCACACAAGACCAGCCUCAGGCUGAUCCAUGCUAGGAUGCAUGCGCAAGCCCUCACCCUUGCAGUGCUCUCAGGUGCAGCACUGAAACAUUACUUCGAGACCAAUUUUGCCACGGAUGAGUCCAAAAAUUGAGUCAGCUGCUCUUGCUGGAUGAUUCCAAGGAACGGUGUCUCAUGAAGCAUCUUGCAAUGAUAUCAUGUUGGUUUGUAGCUUUAGCUUGUGGGGAUGGUACAUCAUGCCUAAUUAAAUGUGUAGCAAGGUUAUGGUAAUGAGAAUAUAGACUGCAUCUUGAUGAUAUAAUGAUACUUGUGAUGAUGCAUGGCCCUUGAAAUUAAACGUUAUGAUUAUAUGCAAUUUAUUGUUUUGUUAUACCGAACAAAGAAGAAAUUACUUUGUCCUUGUGCA
Molecule: messenger RNA, 549 nt
Organism: Elaeis guineensis (African oil palm)
Lineage: Eukaryota; Viridiplantae; Streptophyta; Magnoliopsida; Arecales; Arecaceae
Source: RefSeq, a predicted model, not a curated record